Xyrichtys novacula (pearly razorfish) is the source of this 1299-nucleotide messenger RNA. NCBI's taxonomy places the organism in Eukaryota, Metazoa, Chordata, Actinopteri, Labriformes, Labridae. The record is from the annotation of a GenBank genome assembly.
GCAUCAGAGUGUGCUCCUUCGAACAUUCAUCUACUCACAAUGGCUGGUUUCCUCACCUCUGGGUAAGUUCUGGUUCUUUUGUAGUUUUUACCUGUUUUCUGAUUUUGUAUACCUUGUCAUGCUCUCUGUUUUUCCAACAGGGCUUUGCUCCUUGUUGUGCUGAUUGGAUCAAGCUACGGCUUCCCUUCAAAAACAGGUAGGACUAUCAUGCUUAAAAAUGUGUGAAAGUUGUUUUAGUUGAACUUUUGAGCACCCUUCUUCUGGUGUCCCUCCAGCUCCAGCUCCGGCACCAGUUGCUCCAGAGGAAGUUGCUCCUGCUCAGCCUGAGUACUCCGUGCAACCAGUGGCCAUGUCCCAGAGCACUAAUCUUCCUGCACCUUCAGGCUACAUUAGCAGCUCUCCUGGAGGUUUCCAACAUGCCGCCUCUGAAGGUAACUCGCAGUAAUGUGACUGACUUCCACUUGCUUGAGCUCCUGCUUUAACUUGCUAUCUCUUUUCAGAUGUUGCCUGGGCAGUUCAACCCCUCAGUCUCCUUACUGGUGUCGCUCCUGCCGGAAGUAACGCAGCAGGUCUCGCUGCUGAGCCUGUUGGGGCUAGCUAUGGGGCUCAGCCACAGUACCAUCCAGGUGAUCUGGCCCAGUAUGAGGGGAGCUAUGAGCACGGCAACUCUGAAUCCGAGACCCAUGGACUCGACUACCAAUCCAAGUCUCGUGGCGCUCCAGCUCCAGCUGUCGAACAGGUGUACGUCAGUCCUCUGCCAGUAGGCCCUGGCGGCUUUGGAGGAAUGGGCUUUGGAGGUUGGCCUGCCUUUUCCUACCUCUACGACUACAUGUUCAUGACCGGCCAGUACCCUCCAGGCACCCUUACUCACUCCAGUGAAAGCUACGAGCAGGGGGCCGACCACUGGCAAGAUGCCCACUACCAGAGGUACUACAUCCCCUCCUACACCCUCACUGAGAUCCAGCCUGUCGUCCAGGAGCCCAAGGGAAAGACGCCAAAUGCACCUGUGAAGCAAACUACUGGCAUGGUAAGCCUAUAAAAUUGGUAUAAAGGUCUCCGAUGCUUGACUAUGAUAUUAACGUUGGCUUUCUUGUCUUCCAGGGUGGAUUCUGAGACUCUCUGAAGACUUUGUUUCUCUGACUUUAAUAAAACAGUUUGAACUCCAUCUGCAAGUUUGUCAAUCAUUCUUCUGAAGUGUCUGCAUUGAUGGUAGCGUAAAGGCACAAAUUGAUCAGGUAGUUGGACAAUUUUUAAACAGUCUACUUCAAGAAACUGAGUAGAACUGCUUAUGAUUGGCAG